Molecule: messenger RNA, 1560 nt
Organism: Symbiodinium sp. CCMP2592
Lineage: Eukaryota; Dinophyceae; Suessiales; Symbiodiniaceae
Source: the annotation of a GenBank genome assembly
AUGGACUUGCCUGCCGAGGGCAAGCCUGAGUGGCCCGGUGCUGUCAGUGCCAAAUUCUGCGAUCGAAACACCGCCUUACCUCUUCGACGGCGACAAGUUGAUGCGCCUCAUGGGCCAGUCAACGGGUUGGCGCAGCAGGGAUUUGGGAGGUACUUCAAUGAUCCUGAGGGGCUUCGCUCCGUCCAAGGAAAACGCCUCUUCAAUAUCGCCGGAGGGGAGGCAGUUGCGUGGCGACCUGGGCGACGACAAAUUUCAGAACCUGGACUGCUCCAUGUGGAGAAGCCGGAAGGCCUUGGUAUCGUCGAGCAGCACCCGACCAAGGUCUACACGAUGACGGAGAAGCGCCAUGUUCGGCAGGUCGAGUCUAAAGCGGAGUUCUCGGACAAGCCGAAUGGCAAGAGGACGGUGUACAGAGAAAACGGCUUGCGUGCAAGCGAUCAACCAGCCUUAGAGGUAGAUGUCACCACCGAGAUGGCGCGAAAGGCGCGGGUUGGCGACUUGCACGGCCAACGCAAUGGGAUUGACUGCCGAGUUCUAGGAGACAAGUGCUUUCGCUUCCCAGAGUACGAGCCCAGCUUUUACAAGGCCGGAGAGUUAAUCGCCGGGAGCAGCUUCCACCGUGGCAUGUGUAAGAAGACGCAGCCGCGAAACAGCAGCAGUGUGGUUGUCGUCAUGGAGUCGACAGGGUCCCGACCUCCCAUCAAAUCCUACCAGCAGAAGCAGCUGGAGCUUGAGGUGCAGGAAGCACAGGCUGAAGUGGUGGCUUUGACUAAAUCCUGGGAGAACGAGACCCUGAAGGAUUGUGAUAAUUCGUACCUGGAGCCGCUGGAUUCAGCUUGCCGUCUGCUCCUUGAAUCUGCGCCCUGCGCCAUCAGGAGGUACUUGCUGGUGCAGGUUGACCCAAUCAGCGGGCGUCAGGAGAAGGGUUGCACGUCCAAGAAUGUGAAAGCUCCUGACGUAUCCAAGUCGACGACGGUUGCCAACCGGACGGCAGGGCAGGCGCUGGAAGAAGCGGUCAAGAAGCGAUUGGAAGCUCAAUCCCACACAAUUGAGCAUUUCCACAUGGAGGACAUUCAUUCCUUCUACUGGUGGGACUCGAAGAUUGAGGAAGACCAGGAAGUUCGUGCGACCAUCGACUCCGAGGUUCCGUUUGCCACUCUCAUGGAAGCGAUAGCUGCCGACCACCCAUACGACUUGCCCAUGAUUGUCUCAAGCGCUGUCCCACCAGAGGGUGAGGCUGCGUCUGCAGAUGCGCCAGCAGUUGAGCUGAAGUAUGUCAUGGGCAUGGCGCUGGUGAAUGGAACCACUGCGGAAAUUGCCCAAGGGCUGGCGAAGUCAAUUGUCGAGGUGAAAUAUGCUGCAUGUGCGCAGGUGGAGAAACAUGGAGACACUGGCAACGACUUCUACAUUACCUUGAAGACACUCAGUGCCAGCAAGGAACAAGUUGUGGUGGACUUCGGCGGCUUGGAGUUUGAGUGGAUGCCGAUCAGGGCGAACAAGGCGUACGAAAAGUGGCUUGAAGACAACGUGAUAAUUCGGUCACAUGCCGGAGAGCUGUAG